Bombina bombina (fire-bellied toad) is the source of this 3019-nucleotide messenger RNA. It is a transcript of the gene EPB41L4A, whose product is annotated as erythrocyte membrane protein band 4.1 like 4A. The record is from RefSeq and is a predicted model, not a curated record. Gene Ontology annotation, cellular component: cytoskeleton. Bases 242 to 2311 code for a protein of 689 amino acids. Lineage: Eukaryota; Metazoa; Chordata; Amphibia; Anura; Bombinatoridae. Gene Ontology annotation, molecular function: cytoskeletal protein binding. The transcript is spliced from 23 exons.
AGUGGGCUCCACCCUCAGCUCUUUAUUCUAUAGGCUCAUUCUAUAGCCUUGGCAACCCUAGCGUGCGCUUCAUGGACUGAAAGUAACUGCAGAAAAUGCACAGUGUACGCUCUGGCUGGGGGCAACGUAUCCAUACGGGGUGGGCUGUCUCUGCCUGCCGGCUGCAUUGAGCACCUGCUCCUUUUCCAGAGUAAGGGUCCGCUCUAGCUAUCAGGGUUCGCUCGCUGCCACCGGAUCAGUGAUGGGUUGUUUCUGUGCGGUCCCGGAGGAAUUUUACUGUGAAGUUUUGCUUCUGGACGAAUCCAAGUUGACACUCACUACCCAGCAACAAGGGGUCAAGAAGUCAACGAAAGGCUCUGUUGUCCUGGACUACGUAUUCCGUCACCUAAACCUUGUGGAGAUUGAUUACUUUGGACUUCGUUACUGUGACAGAAAUCAUCAGACGUAUUGGCUGGAUCCUGCAAAGACAAUCUCAGAACAUAAAGAGCUGAUCAGCACUGGCCCUCCCUACACCCUUUACUUUGGAGUCAAGUUUUAUGCAGAGGAUCCAUGUAAACUUAAAGAAGAAAUAACCAGGUAUCAAUUUUUUUUGCAAGUGAAACAAGAUGUUCUACAAGGCCGUCUGCCUUGUCCUUUCAACAUUGCUGCUCAGCUGGGAGCCUAUGCUAUACAGUCGGAGCUUGGUGAUUACGACCCAUUCAAGAACAUUACAGGUUACGUUUCAGAAUAUCGAUUUGUCCCUGACCAGAAAGAAGACCUUGAAGAUGCCAUAGAGAGGAUUCACAAAACCUUAAUGGGCCAGGUUCCUGCUGUUGCUGAGUCAAAUUAUUUAGGAGUUGCCAAAUCCCUUGAUAUGUAUGGAGUUGAUCUUCAUCCUGUUUAUGGAGAAAACAACUCUGAAUAUUUUUUAGGCUUAACCCCUGUUGGCUUGGUUGUAUACAAGAAUAAAAAACAAGUUGGAAAAUAUUUCUGGCCUAGAAUUACGAAGAUACAUUUCAAAGAGACACAAUUUGAGCUGCGAGUACUUGGAAAAGAUUGCACUGAAACCUCAUUCUUUUUUGAAACCCAGAACAAAGUAGCUUGUAAACAUCUCUGGAAAUGUUGUGUGGAACAUCACACAUUCUUCAGGAUUCCAGAAAAUGAAUCAAACGCAUUUUCAAGGAAACUUAGCAAGCUCGGCUCUCUGGGUUCCAGGCAUCGCUACAGCGGUAGGACUGCAUCCCAGAUGAGCAGAGACCUCUCUAUUCAGCUGCCACGCCCUGACCAAAAAGUUGAAAGAAGUCGUAGCAAAACUUAUCCCAAAAGAGCAGCACUUACACACCAGCCAGGUGAGGUGAUCAUAGGCUCAAACAAUGCAGACUUGGUAAAUCCAACUAUGGGAAAUGGAGAAAAUGAAGGAACCACCAAAAUUAUUGCACCAUCUCCAAUUAAGAGCUCCAAGAAAGCAAAACGAGAUAAUAGUCCUGAUACCCAAAGAAGUAAAGCAAGUGCACCUUGGGAAGAAAAUGGCUCUCCUAGUGGAUUAUAUAAUUCCCCCAGUGACCGAAAUAAAUCACCAAAGUUCCCUAGUCCUCGGAGGCGUAACCAUUCUGGGAGUGACAAUGACUCAGGACAGCCUGUGAGGAGGAAAGGACAAAACAGCGGUGAGGAUUCAGAGCUAAAGUACAGAAGGAGAUCACGGUCACGGUGUAACACCAGCAGCGGAAGUGAAUCUGAGAACUGCAAUAGGGAACACCGGAAGAAGAGAAACAGGUUACGGCAGGAAAAUGACAUGGUCGAUUCAGCGCCGCAGUGGGAAGCAGUUUUAAGACGACAAAAGGAGAAGAGCCAAGCUGACCCCAAUUUCAGAAGAUCCAGGCAUCGAUCGCGAUCGAGAAGCCCUGAUAUUCAAGCAAAGGAAGCAUUAUGGAAGCAUAUUCAGAAGGAACUGGUUGAUCCCUCAGGCUUAUCCCAAGAACAAUUAAAGGAAAUUCCUUACAUGAAAAUAGAGACUCAAGGUGACCCGAUCCGUAUCAGACACUCCCACUCACCCCGCAGCUUCCGCCAGUACCGCCGAUCCCAGGGUUCCGAUGGAGAGAGAUCAGUCCUAUCAGAAGUCAACGCUAAAAACGACCUUGUGCCUCCUUUGACCGUCACACGCGUUACAGAUGCUCACUGCUCUAGUGCUCCAACCUCACAACAGAAAAGAAAUGGAUCCAAGGAUAGCCUGAUUGAAGCCGUUGCACAAGUUUCUCCUCAUAGCAGAGAUGGAAAGCACAGUGUAAAGACAGUAAAAACUGCUCAGGCCUCACGCCUUAAAUCAGAAACUUGAACCCAUAAAAAAUGUUGUGACGCCUCUUACAAUGUGAAGCUUUGGAUUAGGGACCACAACCACUGAUAUUAUUGUUAAAAAAAAGUUUCCUUGUUGGAAGCUAUAUGGGAAAUUGCUUUUAACAAAAAGAAAAUGCUGCUGGUUCCAAUUGAAUCGAAAUAAGCUGAGAAAAAUAAUAGGACAGGGGCCAUUUUGUUCAAUGCACUGUAGAAUUAAGUCUCCAAUCAAUGUUUUUGGCAAUGCAACUACUCCUGCCUAUUUUCAGAAAGAGAUGGCUUUUACACUGGAAAAAAAGAGGAAAUACAAAAUUAAUGUGUCAUAUUUUGCUGCCAACGUUGCUUUGAAGAACUAUAACCAAAUCUGCUGCUCACCUGAUCUGUUGCUCCGUGGAACAUUUGUUUAAUCCAGUGGACGUCCUCAGUGUAUUUGAGUGGAAAUGUAAACUAUUUCGUCAGCUACAAAGAAGCCAAUAGCAGGCAUUGUUUUAUGUAUUAGACACUGACUGUUAAUAAAACAAAUGUCUGCCAUUCAACAUCUUAGAUAUUAGUUGCACAAAAAAGUCAGUGGACCAUUAACUUCAUAUAUUCCAAGUGAAAGGUUCUAUGUAUAACUGGAAUUUCCCUCUUUUUUUUUUUUAAGAAUGUUUUUUGAAUUUAUUUUAUCUUGCAGUAUUAAAAUAAAAGUAUUUAAUAAAAAGUACAACCAACA